AUGGACCCAAAUGCCACCCAGUCUUCGCACACAUAUACCCCCAUUCCCCAUUCCCCCCAGCAAGCCCAGCAAUUGAACUCCCCCAUCACAAUGGACUCCGUCAAAGGCAAAGUCUACGCCGUAACCGGCCUCGGCGGAAUCGGCCUAGCCGUCGCCCGCCAGCUGCACGCGCAAGGCGCCCUCCUCUCCCUCGCAGACCUCAGCGAGACAGUCCUCUCCGCCGCGCGCACAACCAUCGAGACUGAAUUCGGCGCUUCAACGGCUGCAACGAUCACCACUACCGCGCUGGACAUUGGCAGCGCGGCGGCCGUGAAUGACUGGAUUGCCGGUACGGUGGCGCAUUUCGGGCGGUUGGACGGCGCGGCGAAUAUGGCUGGCACGAUUGGCAAGAAGCAUGGGACGGGGAGGUUUGUUGACCAGGAUGAUGCGGAGUGGGAGAUGUUGAUGCGGGUUAAUGUUACGGGGUUGAUGUUUUGUAUGCGUGCGCAGUUGAAGGCGAUUAUGCAGACUGCUCCUGGGGGGAAGGGGAGUAUUGUUAAUGCGUCGAGUAUUCAGGGGUUGAAGGGGUUUGCGUUGCAUGCGGGGUAUUCGACGACGAAGCAUGCGGUUGUUGGGAUGACGAGGUCGGUUUCUAAAGAGGUUGGGCCGGAGAUUAGGGUUAAUGCUAUUGCGCCUGGGAGUAUCUUGACGCCUUUGCUGGAGAAGGCUAGGGAGAUUCAGGGUGAGAUUAGUGACCCGCCGGCUGCGAUUCCGCGUCAUGGAACUGCGGAUGAGGUGGCGCAGACGGUAGUGUUUUUGCUCAGUGAUGCUGCGUCGUAUACUACUGGGCAGGUUGUCAGUGUUGAUGGUGGAUGGGAUUGA
Penicillium paradoxum is the source of this 861-nucleotide messenger RNA. RefSeq names its product SDR family NAD(P)-dependent oxidoreductase. The record is from RefSeq and is a predicted model, not a curated record. The coding region runs from base 1 to 861 and encodes 286 amino acids. The transcript is spliced from 2 exons. Gene Ontology annotation, molecular function: oxidoreductase activity. Lineage: Eukaryota; Fungi; Ascomycota; Eurotiomycetes; Eurotiales; Aspergillaceae.